Molecule: messenger RNA, 2913 nt
Organism: Anopheles coluzzii
Lineage: Eukaryota; Metazoa; Arthropoda; Insecta; Diptera; Culicidae
Gene: RabX1
Exons: 5
Coding region: 1042-1770 (242 amino acids)
Molecular function (GO): GTPase activity; GTP binding
Source: RefSeq, a predicted model, not a curated record
GAAACGAGAGUGCUAUUGUCAACACGGAGAAGGAAGGAUUUUCCACACACAAGAAGACGACUGGCUGGCUCGCAGCAGAAGGAAAGCGGAACGUGCGUGUCUGUGACUCCUCCCCCGCACCCCAUGGUUGUGUGAAAACGGACCAAAAGAAAAAGAAACGAAGUGAUUACGGGAAAACCGUGAAAAGAAAAAAACAGUUUUUCGUGUGCCUGCGUGAAAAUUCAAGCGUGAUUUUUGUGUACCCAGUUUGAUAACCUUCUCCAAAAACUCCGCUCGCGGCGGCCCCCCCUCCGGAUGUGCAUGUUUGUGAAGCUCCGUGUGUUUUGUGUUCCUGUUGCGCAGCGGAGUUUCUAGUUCUCGAAGUUUUCUUUGGUUGCUGUUCGCUGUCGCUACCCUUCCACACCCCCGUUUGGCACAAGUUUUCCGUACGCAUGCUGGCCCCCGUGCGCUAUGAGUGAAAGGUGCCGUCGGUUGGCAGGCAUUGGCAGCAACAGCGCACCGAACGGAGCAACCGAACUGCGAAUUGACGGCAUUGGCAGGUGGUGGAAACGGUCGAAGCAGCAGCGGAGAGGCGAGGGAGCUCCACCGUGUAACGACGGGUUCGUGUUGGCAUGGUUGUGUACCGCGGAACGUAACGCCUUGUGUGUACGGUUGUCGUGCUCGUGCUCGUCGUGACGUGCUUCGAUGUAACUAACGUGGAUGCUGGGAAAGGCACCUCACAUUCACUCCCAAUAACUCCCGCAACUCCCCCACCCCCAGUGACUGGUGCUUUCUUAAGGCAGGCAGUGAAGACAGGGAAAGAGAGAGAGAGAGAGAGUGAAGAAAAGACUCCCCAGUCAGUUCCUUAGCCUUUCUCGCCACUAAUCCGGUGGGUGCCCAAAGCAAGGAGGUGGCGAUUUGGUCGAAGCGUAAUUGAAUUAUCUACCCUCCCGUGUAACUGUAACAGAGGGGGCAACCCAUAAGAGUGUGUGGACCGGCGGAGAAGACACACACACACGGGCGAUUUUCGGAGAGGACAUCCAUCCACACAAGUUCACCAGCAUGAAAGCGAUCGAAGCAAAAAUUGUCGUACUUGGAUCGCAAGGUGUGGGCAAAACGAGCCUGGUGGUGCGGUAUGUCUCGAACGUGUACACGAAGGAAAUAUCGCCCACGAUCGGUGCGUCCUUUUUCACCUGCAAGGUCAAUCUGGAGGACUUUAAAGUAAAGAUGCAGGUUUGGGAUACGGCGGGCCAGGAGCGGUUCAAAGCGAUGGCCCCGCUGUACUAUCGCAACGCGAAUGCCGCCCUGCUCGUGUUCGAUCUCACGCAGUACAACUCGUUCAACGAAAUCAAGGGCUGGGUACAGGAGCUGCAACGGAACGUGCAGGAACCGAUGGUACUGUCGCUCGUCGGCAACAAGCUCGACCUGGAAGCGAAACGUGCCGUCUCCCGGGAAGAGGCUAUGCUGUACGCGAACUCGAUCGGGGGCAACUACUUCGAAACGUCCGCCUUACACGAUCAGGGUAUUGAGCAAGUGUUCAUAUCGAUAGCGGUAGGAUUAAUUAAACUGUCCGGCGAGGAUGUCUGCUCGUCGCUGAAGCGGUACGAAUCGAACGAUUCCCUCGUACUGUCCGGAUAUUCAACGAGAGUAAACGGUGUCGUGCAGAUGGGCAUUCCGGUGGAAAAUGACAGUAUAUUAAGCGACGGUAUGGGCAGGCUGGAGACGCCUUCCUGGAGCCGGGACCACAUAGCGCACGGCGAUGAGCAGCGGGUCGGCUGGUGCUGCUAUUAACACGGUUACUCCUCUGGACGACAACACGGCUUCUCUACACCGGGCACACCGGCAUGACGCAUAGACAAGUGCGCCCGCGCGCGCGCGCCCACGGAUCCGCGCGAGCCUGUGAAGAACAAGGGGAUUUCAGACAGAUUUGUGAUAGCUUUUUAUAUUUAUAUACACAUAUAUACAUACACACACACACACACACAGACUCACUCCGACACACCCAGGACACAUGAACAAAGGCGAGAAACACUACCCAACUCUCCUAGAUGACAUAGUAGAAACGAAAGCAGGGGAGUCCCCCAGGGUGUUUGUGUUUGCUGGCUCGGUGGGUGACGAUGACUGGAACUCGCUUUGUAAAACUGUUUGUUAGAGAAAUUGGAAGCAAAUCAUUUCAUUGAACCCGCUACAUUAUGUGUGAUAAAAAAAUGGGGAGCAAAAGCACGUGCUCUGCGAGAAGAUAGAUAAACUGUCUGUGAGAGAAAGAGAUAAGAAGUGAGAGGGACAUGCUGCUAGCUUAUCGUUUCGCAGUUUCAGACGCAUGUGAGUGGGAUUUACAGCAAGAAUUUAGAGCAGAACAAACUAUACGCGACACACUUCCUCUAAGCUUAUUAUGAGGGACUUAGGGUUUAGGGUUUCGAAGGAAAACGGGGGGAGGUGUUUCGGUAGUUUCCCACCUCACAAGCGCACCCAGCGUAUGACGACGCAGUACUAUCGGAAGGGGCGGGACGCAGAUAAAGCGGGCGAGCUGUGUUCGGGUCGAGUGGGGCAACGAUGUUUUGUUUUUGCAGCUGCCACCACCGUGACAGUGACCACCGUGACACUUGAAUAGAUCUCUUCCACAAGCGUAUGUGUGUGCAGAUUCGAUUCGAUCCGAUGCGUCUGCUAACGCGUCACACGUCAAGGGUAAAGCGAAGACCAAUGCCAACACCAAGUGCGCUCAUAUCGAUAUAUUUAUUGUUUAAGUCAAAAAGUCAAUUAUUUUCCCAAUCAUCUCGAUGUGCUGCUGGACGCUGUUUCCGCCCCAUUCCAUUGUUGACCCUUCAUCAUUGUAUGUAUAUGGCUUGCAUUUUCAUUCAUAUUAUUCCGUUUUUCUGCGGCCUCGUUGUUCGGAUUCGUACAGUCUUUUUUUUUUUAAUAAACAUUUUGCGAAGA